Messenger RNA from Pararge aegeria (speckled wood butterfly), 5105 nucleotides. RefSeq names its product hrp65 protein (gene Psf). Lineage: Eukaryota; Metazoa; Arthropoda; Insecta; Lepidoptera; Nymphalidae. Gene Ontology annotation, cellular component: nucleus. Gene Ontology annotation, biological process: regulation of DNA-templated transcription. The coding region runs from base 160 to 2121 and encodes 653 amino acids. Gene Ontology annotation, molecular function: RNA binding. The record is from RefSeq and is a predicted model, not a curated record. The transcript has 12 exons.
UUGCAGCCUUUGGAAAGCCUUGCAGCAUUCCGCCAUUUUGAGUCAUCCGCUUGGUUGGAACUUGAGUCUUGAAGUGCGCAUUUAAUAUAGUGUUCGUUUUAACUUAAUUCUGACCGCUGAAGUAAUUUAUUAUUGUAGUAGUGAGAAAAGGUACAUAAAAUGCAAAUGCAAGCUAUGAAUCAAUACGGAAACAGAGGAUACGGAGGCGCACCGCAGCCUCAAAGGCAAGGUCGACGUGGAAAUAACCGUGGUGGUCCCGGAGGUUUUCGUAAUAAUUCACGAUUUGAUCAUAAUCAGAGAAAUUCAAAUCAGCAAGGAGGUCAACGUCCUACUAACGAGUCUAACCAGCAAGAUGAGCCACCAGCAACACUACCACCCCAAAAACCGCAACCAGCAAAACCGAAAGAGGAGAUUCAGCAAGCACCACCGCAGCCGAAACAACAAUCUCAACCUCCUAAGCAAGCACCAAAACCACAGCAGAAUCCACCCCAACAACAACCACCCAUUCAGCAACAGCCACAAACACAAAAUCAACAACCAAAACCACUAAACCAACAGUCCAAACCACAAACACAGGACAUUGUGGAUAAAUCUGUUGCACCUAACGAAACAAAACAUCAAAAUCAGAACAAUCAAGGUGGAUAUCAGAAGGGUGGACAACCACUUCCAAGACUUAUGGACUCGAGGGAAGACUCAGAUGUCAGUAACAUGAAUGGUAAUUUCGGUGGUGGAAAUAGGCAAAGUGGUUGGAGUCAGGGUGGGCCUAACAACAGGCAGGGUGGGGGCAAUGGAGGAAACUUUGGCCAAAAAGGCUUUGGACCAAAGCAUGGAGGACAGGGACAAGGUCAGGGACCCGCUCGCAAUCAGCAGCGGAAUUCUAACCGUAACCAACAAGAUGGGAAAUCUAUGCCAAGAGAGGAGCACAUGCUGGCAAAUAAGCUGAAGGAUCUCAUGGGACCAUUAGUAGAUUUGCCACCAAUUGAUCAAACAGAAGCCAAAUUUAAUGGUAGAAGUCGUUUGUAUAUUGGAAACCUGAGCAAUGACGUAACUGAAGAAGAGAUUAUGAAUAUGUUCAGCCAGUUUGGCGAGCCAGCCGAAUUAUUUAUCAAUAAAGAGAAAAACUUUGGAUUUAUUAAAAUGGAUUAUAGAGUUAACGCUGAAAAAGCAAGACGUGAGUUGGAUGGUAAGAUGAGAAAUGGUAGAACUUUAAGGGUAAGAUUUGCACCUCACAACAGCACAGUCCGUGUAAAGAAUUUGCCGCCAUUUGUCUCAAAUGAAUUAUUGUAUCGCUCCUUUGAAAUAUUUGGUAAAAUUGAAAGGGCGUAUGUUAAAAUUGACGAAAGGGGGAAAACUGUUGGAGAGGGCAUUGUUGAAUUCGCACGUAAACCAAGUGCUUUGGCUGCAAUCCGUAACUGCACAGAGAGAUGCUUCUUUUUAACUUCAUCACUUCGCCCAGUAAUUGUAGAAAACUUUGAAGAGCCUGAUGAGGCUGAUGGUUAUCCUGAGAAGAACCUUCCUAAAAAACACCCUGAAUACAUGCGUUCCCGAGAAGUUGGCCCACGUUUCUCGGAGCCAGGUAGUUUUGAACAUGAGUAUGGAACAAGGUGGAAACAGUUGCAUGAGUUACACCGCCAAAAGGAGGAUGCGCUGAAAAAAGAAUUAGCAGCUGAGGAAGAGAAGUUAGAGGCACAAAUGGAGUAUGCCAAAUACGAGCACGAAACUGAGCUACUUCGCGAGCAGUUGCGUCAGCGCGAACAAGAUCGCGAGCGGCAGAAGCGCACCUGGGAGAUGGCAGAGCGCGCGGCUGAGGAGCGCCGCGAGACCGAGCGCCUGCAAUUACUGCGCCAGGAAGAGGAGCUCUCGCAGCGCAUGCGCCAACAGGACGACGAGCUGCGUCGCCGGCAACAGGAGAACACGCUCUUUGUGCAGGCUCAACGGCUUAAUUCAAUGCUCGAUCGUCAGGAGCAAGGCAUGUUCGAUCAUCAGCAGCCAAUGGAUGGAGGCUUCAGAGACCAGUACGACAUGCCGCGUGGAGGUUUUGACGACGGAUCGCAGAAUCGUGGUGGUUGGGACGGACCCCGCCAAAUAGACGAUUUUCCUAACAAACGCCGGCGCUUUUAAACAGUGCGCGUAAUCGCCGCGUUUCGCAUGACGGCUAUCACAACGCGUACAAUCUUUAAAAUCGAAUCCUCCCAUAAUAUAUUUUAAGUUUUUGGUGACGUUCAAAUAAAAGACACAUAUUUAAUCAAAUACUUUAAAGACCUUUGUAUAUAUGGAUGCUUAUAGUGCUAAAACUGUAAGCUUCAGGGCCACUGUCCCCCUUAUUUAAUGUAACCAAAAGCUUACUUUUACAAGACAAGACCCUUUGGAAUAGUUAAUCAAGAUUGGAAUGCACUUGAUUAAACCGUUUUUAUAUAGAUUAUACAAAAUGUAAACAGCGUUCAACUGAUAGUACUAUUACUACUCCGUCAAAGUUAUAUUUUGUUUUGUAUAUGUUACUGUAAGGUGUGCUCGCACUGCAACUUCAACAGCAACUAUAGAGACACGGUAGACUUGUAUAAAUCAUAUAAACCCCGUAAUAAACAAAACAUUUGGUGAGGUCAAAAAUAGCCCAGAAGUCUGAUAAUUAACGACUUCAUGUAUCAGGUCUAUCUAUCCAUUUUGUGAAGAAAAAUUGACACCAAGAAAUUUUUAUUUUCACUUAUUCACACUCUCUUCCAUUUAAAAAUGCGUAAAAAGUCUACUGCAAGACUGAAGUGUAUACAGGCUCUGCAAAAAUAGGUAAUUUUUUUCCCUCUAGCCGUGGAAUUUUAUCCUCAUCAAAAUUUCUCUAAAUCGGUAGUUCGGGCAUUUACAGUAACAUAUACCUACUCAGACAAAUGUACGAAGAGUUUGGCUAUUUAACUACAGUUAGCCAAUAGGCAGUAGAAAUUGCCCGGUUGCUUAGUUACCUACCCUUUACUACAAAAGAAAAACUAAUAAGAAAAUGUUCAGUCAGUUGACAUUUAUAAUUUAAGUGACAUACAUUUCUAAUAAAUCCCGGAAUAUGUCCAGAUAUUGGUAUAUAAUAUUAGCGUCUAUGCGGAUUCUAUUCAGCAUAUUUCUUCUAUUAGAAUGAAUUCUGUACAUCCUUAUAAUUAUACCUAGAACAUUUCUUAAAAGAUAUGUUAACUAUCUUAUUCCAUGUAACAUGAAACUAUUCUUACCGAAAACUUGCGCUCUUUAAGGCUAAGUAAAACUCUCGCCAGUAUAUAUAAUGAUCUGUACAGAAUGACAGGCUGGCAUUGCAGGAGAUAGAAGUAUCUUUGCAAUACUGUGUUAAUUUAAUUUUUAGUUUAAUCAAUAAUGUUUUAAGGAAUGCCUCAAUACUGAAGAGUAAGGUUAUCUAGAAAUAUACUUACCUAAGAAAAAUUGUCUUGAAUUAAUACAAUUGAAAAAGAAGGGGACGAGGAAUUAGUAUUUUAAUAACAUUAACUUAGUGAUAAUAAAUAAGAUUUGAACACAUUAUUAUUAACUAGAAAACACAAUUUGUUCACAAUAAUAGACAUAAUGACUAGUAUGUCUUUUUUUAUUUAAAUGACCUCGUUUGGACUUAAAUAAAUGAAAUAUUAUAUUUAAAAACAAUUAAUUUAAAUCUAUGUGUUUUAAAACCGGCUAUUUUCGAAGGUUUGUCACCAUUGCCCGAGCUUCGAAAGAAUUUCUCAAGACCUUUGGUUAGAGUUAUCGAAUAGCGAUUAUAAAGGACCUUUAUAAUGUGUUCUGUGAAGUUAAAGCGUUGGUGGGUCAUGUCAGUUGGGUAUUGUUUACAAUUUUAGCAAUGGAUUGUUCAAUAUGGUUGGCCACUAGUUCGACGGUUACAUUGCUUGUGAUAAACCGAGAGCAAAGUUAAUUUACAAUUGGAUUCUGGCUACAUUCUCAUCGCAAUGCGGAGAAUUCACGGGCAAUGUCUAUAAUGUCCAUCCUUUGGUCUUGUGGCGUCACAACAUCUUAAUUGAUAUGUAUUUCCGUGCUGCUUGUAAAAAAAAGGCAAGCAUUUCAAGCAGUAAAAAGUUUUUUUUUAGAUAUGUAAUUUCAUGGGUAUCUCACCCAUGAAAUUACAUAUCUGAUCAUUAUUAUUUGGGGGGUCUUACCUAAGAAUCAUAUUAAACGUUCUGUCGGAUAGGGUUAUCCAGUGGGUGGGGUCGGUUGCACAAGGUAUUCUCAAGGGUUAAAGAUUGAGGCGCGGGUCUGAGAUUUACUAGGUGUAUACAAAAUGUUUAUAUUAUAUAAUGUUAUAUAUCACCUUUUCUGAUAAGUCAACCCUUAUAUUUUUUAAGAAUUCAAAAAAAUCCUCAAUAAUAACCUUCAAAUGUUUUAAGAUAAUCCUUUAUUCAGAUCUGGUUUGAUUAUAGUUACAUACAAAAUUAUUGCUAAGUUCACUUUAAUUAAUUAAUUAGUAUAUAAUUUAAGUUCCUUAUUCUUGAAACUCCGUGAAUUAUGAGAUAAUAACACUGAACUACAAUGUCUAAACAGUACAAAUAAUACCUUUUUUUCUUUUCCUUAGUCUCUAUCCAAUCAGGACGUGUGUAUUUUAUUGGUAGAUCCUCGCGAAUAAUAUUGCCGUUGUAAAACUGGAAUUUUGUCCCGAAAAGAACCAAAACCUGCCUAAAUUGGUGUGAAUAACAAAAAUAUCGUGCUUAUUGCAGUAAUGCAUAAGCUGAAUUUUUGAUUGAAAAAUUGCAAUCUCUUAAAUUCUGAUAAUAUUAAAUUGACCAAACAUGUUAUUUAAAUUUUAAAUCAUUAAGAUUGCAUUUGAAAUCUAUAUCUUCGGUGCUUUUACUUAUUUGAAUUGUAUUGAUAUCGCGUUGAAAUUGUUGAAAAGUUCGUUUAUUGAAAUCCAAAGGACGAUUUUUACUUCACUAACUUAUUGUAUUUACUACAUUGCUUACGCAUAGCAUAAAAAAAUAAUUAUUAAGGUGUGAAUCUGUGUGUCGCAACCAAGAGUAUUAUGUGAGCAAGAAAAAUCUAAGUAGCUAUUGUGUAAUUUAGAAAGUUAGGGAUAUUAAAUUACCAUGUAAUUUUCGUAAAAAUGUAAGUAUACAUGAAAUAAAUUUAUCCUAAAUUAA